AUGGAGGACGCUUCAAGUGAAUGCGAAGGACAGUUUUUGUUUCUUUCGAGGGAUGAAUUGUUUAAUGCUUUUGAAGAUUUUAAGAAAGAUACUUGCACUGGAUGGCGUUGCGUCUUUAAAGACUCAAAAUUUGGUAAGUUUGGUAAACUGUUCAAUAAUUCAUAA
This is a messenger RNA of Paramuricea clavata, 165 nucleotides long. NCBI's taxonomy places the organism in Eukaryota, Metazoa, Cnidaria, Anthozoa, Malacalcyonacea, Plexauridae. The record is from the annotation of a GenBank genome assembly.